Molecule: messenger RNA, 1223 nt
Organism: Tachyglossus aculeatus (Australian echidna)
Lineage: Eukaryota; Metazoa; Chordata; Mammalia; Monotremata; Tachyglossidae
Gene: SNRPA
Product: small nuclear ribonucleoprotein polypeptide A
Exons: 7
Coding region: 76-921 (281 amino acids)
Biological process (GO): mRNA splicing, via spliceosome
Cellular component (GO): U1 snRNP
Molecular function (GO): U1 snRNA binding
Source: RefSeq, a predicted model, not a curated record
AGCGAGCAGUCGUUGGCGGCGGGAGCGGAGGGGUCAAUCGGUGGCCAUCCGUUGGAGGUUCUCAACAGUUCAGCCAUGGCUGUGCCCGAGACUCGUCCGAAUCACACCAUCUAUAUCAACAACCUCAAUGAGAAGAUCAAGAAAGAUGAGUUGAAGAAAUCCCUGUACGCCAUCUUCUCCCAGUUCGGCCAGAUCCUGGACAUCCUGGUGUCCCGGAGCCUGAAGAUGCGGGGUCAGGCCUUUGUCAUCUUCAAGGAGGUCAACAGCGCUACCAAUGCGUUGCGCUCCAUGCAGGGCUUCCCCUUCUACGAUAAGCCCAUGAGAAUCCAGUACGCCAAGUCGGACUCUGACAUCAUCUCCAAGAUGAAGGGCACGUAUGUGGAGCGGGACCGCAAGCGGGAGAAGCGAAAGCCCAAGAGCCAGGAGGCGCCGGCCACCAAGAAGGCGGUGGCCGGGGCGGCUACCCCCGUGGUGCCCGCCGUGCAGGGUCCCGUCCCGGGGAUGCCCCCCAUGAGCCAGACCCCUCGCAUGAUGCAUCACCUGCCAGGCCAGCCACCGUACAUGCCACCUCCGGGCAUGAUCCCGCCCCCUGGCAUGACCCCCGGCCAGAUCCCCCCAGGAGCCAUGCCCCCGCAGCAGAUGAUGGCCGGCCAGAUGCCACCUGCCCAGCCGCUGUCGGAGAACCCACCCAACCACAUCCUGUUCCUCACCAACCUACCCGAGGAGACCAACGAGCUCAUGCUGUCCAUGCUGUUCAACCAGUUCCCUGGCUUCAAGGAAGUCCGCCUGGUCCCCGGCCGCCACGACAUCGCCUUUGUGGAGUUUGACAACGAGGUGCAGGCCGGAGCCGCUCGGGACGCCCUGCAGGGCUUCAAGAUCACCCAGAACAAUGCCAUGAAGAUCUCCUUUGCCAAGAAAUAGUCACUCCCUCCCUCCCUCCCCCCCCCCCCCCCAUUCCUGGCCUGCCCCCCAUCCUCAGCUUGGGGCCACCAGGCCCCAAAGGUAAGUCCCAUCUGGGGGUGGGGGGCCAGGCCUCAACUGUCCCCUCUUCCCUACCCUCUGCCUUUGUAACUUCUGGUGGUUUGGGGGUUUUUUUUGAGUGUGUGUGUGGGGGUGGGUGUUUGGAUGUGAGCUGCCGGUCUUCAGCCUUGUACCCAGGGUCUGCAUGGCAGGCAUUGCACCUGGGGCUGAGGAGCCUAAUAAAGUGUCCAACGUCGUCUUCC